Messenger RNA from Mastomys coucha (southern multimammate mouse), 3267 nucleotides. RefSeq names its product NIMA related kinase 2 (gene Nek2). The record is from RefSeq and is a predicted model, not a curated record. Gene Ontology annotation, biological process: protein phosphorylation. The coding region runs from base 208 to 1539 and encodes 443 amino acids. Gene Ontology annotation, molecular function: protein kinase activity; ATP binding. The transcript is spliced from 8 exons. NCBI's taxonomy places the organism in Eukaryota, Metazoa, Chordata, Mammalia, Rodentia, Muridae.
UUUCUCAGCCAAUCAGAGCUGAGAUGCACCUUCGCUGUGGACCAAUCGGAUGCGAGGCCGAUGCCCGCGACGGUUGACCCGGAGGCCGGUUACUCCCGGGCUCGGGCAGGCGGACGUGGGGCUCAGGGGUCGGCGCGGUUGGUCUGCAGCGGGCGAGCCUGGGCUCCGAGCGGCGCGGUGGUGUAGGUGCCGGGGUGGCCGCUCGUCAUGCCGUCCCGGGUGGAGGACUACGAGGUGCUGCACAGCAUCGGCACCGGCUCCUACGGCCGCUGUCAGAAGAUUCGGAGGAAGAGCGACGGCAAGAUCCUGGUGUGGAAAGAACUUGACUACGGCUCCAUGACGGAGGUGGAGAAGCAAAUGCUCGUGUCUGAAGUGAACUUGCUUCGGGAGCUGAAACAUCCAAACAUAGUCCGUUACUAUGAUCGCAUUAUCGACCGAACCAACACAACCCUGUACAUCGUAAUGGAAUACUGUGAGGGAGGGGACCUGGCUAGUGUCAUUACAAAGGGGACCAAGGAUAGACAGUACUUGGAGGAAGAGUUUGUCCUUCGAGUGAUGACGCAGUUGACGCUGGCCCUGAAAGAGUGUCACAGAAGGAGUGAUGGUGGCCACACUGUGCUUCACCGGGAUCUGAAGCCAGCCAAUGUCUUCCUGGACAGCAAACGCAAUGUCAAGCUUGGGGACUUUGGACUAGCUAGAAUAUUAAAUCAUGACACAAGCUUUGCAAAAACGUUUGUUGGCACACCCUAUUACAUGUCUCCUGAGCAGAUGAACCGCUUAUCCUACAAUGAGAAGUCGGACAUCUGGUCGCUGGGCUGCCUGCUGUAUGAGCUGUGUGCGCUAAUGCCUCCGUUUACAGCUUUCAACCAAAAAGAGUUAGCUGGGAAAAUCAGGGAAGGGAGGUUCAGGCGCAUCCCCUACCGCUAUUCUGAUGGCUUGAAUGACCUCAUCACUCAGAUGCUGAAUUUAAAGGACUACCAUCGACCUUCAGUGGAAGAAAUUCUGGAGAGCCCUUUGAUAGCAGACUUGGUUGCAGAAGAGCAGAGGAGAAAUCUAGAGAGGAAAGGACGGCGUUCAGGCGAGCCUUCGAAGCUGCAGGACUCCAGCCCCGUGCUGAGUGAGCUCAAGCUGAAGGAAAGGCAACUGCAGGAUCGAGAGCGAGCACUCAGAGCUCGGGAGGACAACCUGGAGCAGAAGGAACGUGAACUUUGUAUUCGAGAGAGACUUGCAGAGGACAAACUGGCCAGAGCCGAGAGUCUGUUGAAGAACUACAGCAUGCUGAAGGAGCACAGGCUCCUGUGUCUGGCUGGUGGCUCAGAACUUGAUCUUCCAUCCUCAGUAAUGAAGAAGAAGGUUCAUUUCCAUGGGGAGAGCAAAGAGAACACCACAAGGAGUGAGAGUUCCGACAGCCACCUCGCCAAGUCCAAGUGCAAGGACCUGAAGAAGAGGCUUCAUGCUGCUCAGCUGCGGGCGCAAGCCCUGUCGGAUAUUGAAAAAAAUUACCAGCUAAAGAGCAGGCAGAUCCUGGGCAUGCGCUAGGCCAGCAAGGCAUGGGGCUGGGUCAGUAUUGAUACUGACAGCCCACUAGAGACCGGUUCUCAGCUGCUGUGGUUUUGUGUGUCUGGUUCUGUGAGUGAACCUUUGUGUGUGGUGAGCAUGGCACUGGGACUGUUUGUGGUCUGCAGGAUGGACUGCCCUCUUAUCCUCUUCUGAUACCCCUGCGGAGCAAGCGCGCUGUCUUUGCUGGCUGGGCUUUUGAGCCUGUGUGUGACUACUAUUUGGAAUAUGAGAUGGGGCACUAUAGAUACUAUAGAUCUUAGGAGAAAAUAGUGUUAGGGCAAGAAUAUUUAACCUGAGGACUCACAGAGGGUCCCACACUGAGUGAUACUGUCUACACUGCAGUUUCCAAGUGAGGCUUCAGCGGGUACAUGUCCUCACCGCUAUGGGAUAUGGAUGGCAGGGCCCACAGGUUUGCAUGUCAGAGGUGUGGGGAGAACUUAUCAGUGUCUGAUGUUACAGGGAGAGACCCAGGCUCUGGCCUGACAGCCUAGUGAGAAGCCACUCACCAGCAUUCCCGUUCCAGGAUGCUCGUGCUCCACAGGUUAGACAUGGAGGGGAGGGAAAGGGCUGAAGCUCUUACCUUAGGGAAGCUCAUGCCAGCGCAGCGCCCAGUGGGUGCAGAGGAGGCUGACUGACAGGGGCAAAGGUCAUUGGAAUUGUCCCUCAGCAUGCUGCUGUCCUGUAACACAGGCAGGCACUGGAGACAGGAGGCUGCUGAUAGCCCUGAGAGCUCCCUCUCCUGUGUGCAGGGCCUGUCCGCUGCCUGUCUAUAUCUGGCCUCCAGGUCAGUUGAUGACAUUAAGUGCUGUCUGUGCCCUCAAGUAUAAGCUGAACGGUUGGAAAUGCCUCAGAGUCCAUAUAUUUUAAAUCACACAUGUGGUCUUCAAACGUUUAAUGUUGGAGAACGGUCUUCAGAAAGUUGGUCUGUUUAAGGCGACUGGGUUUCCAGGUCUCCUUAGCUAUCUGUCCACAGUCCCUUGAGACAGCUUCAGAAAAGAACAGUGUGCAGUAUGCGUUAUUGAGGGCCACGUGCGCCUUCACCUGUGUGAGGGCCACAUUGCUCUUUUCCUACAGUUUCCUGAAGACCUCAGCAGAAAGGGGGUUUAUUUGCCCUACUAAGUACUGUUGGCUGAGAGGGAUGGUCAGAAGCAUUUUAAAGCCAUUUGUUUCAUAGCUAAACACACAGACAUUUUAAAAUUCUAUGUCCUUGACUUUCUGGAGCUAUAAUAGUCUGCUUGGGUGCGUCACUUGCCAGGGUUGACUUUCCUAAUGCUUUAUGUAACCUCUCUGCUGUUGGCACUUGCAGCCAUAGAAGCUGUGCGAGGGAUUUCUUACUGUUAGAGCACCUGGAUCUCUUGCAGAUGCAAUGCCUGGGACCUAUUGCAACUUUGAGUAGCAGCUUGGAAUUUUAAAAUAUGGUGAGGCCCUUCUCUGCUGUGAAGGGCCUGACCAUCUGCCAGGAGGGAAGUCCUGUUAAAAACUGGAAACUCAGUGUGGUGGUUUUCUGCCUUUUCUUUCUCCUUUGGUUUAUAAUGAUAUUGACAUAACAAUACAAAAUAAAAUCUGUGUAUAUAAAAAAUUCUAAGAUGAGGUUUUAAAUGUUCUUGAAUUUUAGAAAAACUUAAUUGGAUACAACUGUUUAUAAUUAACAAGUCAUCUUAUUUAUAAAUUUUCCAAUAUAAUAAAAGUCUAUUUUGUGGAAAUUGA